AUGGAGUUACUACUACCGGUCGUGCUGCAUGGACCAACAAUGGUUCGCAACCUGAUGAAGGUUUCCAAGCUGCAGUUCGGGAGAAGGGCGGCUUUCACCUGCAAUGUGACUGUCAGAAUAAAUCGUAACUGGUGCUUGUUACCUUACCAACAGCAUAGGCCUUCCAUAAACCCUGUGAACACCACAGCUGGUUUUGUGCAUCGGUUGCUCUUUGAGAGCGGGUUCCAGUUCAACGCCAUGGUAGAGUCCUCUCUCGUGGACGCAUAUGGCAAAUGCAAGAACGUCAGUGCUGCAACGACAGUGUUUAGCUCCAUGACGGACAAGACCAACGUGGUGUCUUGGAACGCUUUCAACAGAGCUUUGGCCAGCAGCAGAGAUGCGAGUGGAGCUCUUCAAACGUUUCGAAGCUUGCUGCUCCAAGGCUUGGUUCCCGACACGGUUACGUUCAUCAAUGCCAGCCAGGGAGCGAGAACUCCUCCGGAUGCAAAGUAUCUUGAAACUUGCCGCCAGGAGGGUGGGGUUCAACUGGACAUAGCUCUCGGCAACGCUCUCAUCAACAUGUUUGGCGGCAGCAGCCAGGGUUGCGAAGCUCGGAGAGUUUUCGAUGCGACUCACAGUCACAACAAGAACAUCUCGUUCACGUCGGUUCUAAGCUCGUGUGCGAACCUCGAGAACCUCCGGGAAGGAAAGCUAGCACACGCAGCAGCAGUGGAAGCUGGCCUGGAGUUUGCAGUGCCCGUAGCUGCUACGCUCAUCCAGAUGUACUCCAAGUGCCACUGCCUCGAAGAAGCCAGGGACAUUUUCAGCCGGAGUCCAUCCUCGGACGUGGUAGCGUGGACUGUGAUGAUCUCGGCCUAUGCUCAGAACGGUCGACCCCAGGAAGCCAUCGCUCUCUUCUUCCGCAUAACAGUCCCGCCAGAUGGCGUUGGCUUUGCCACCGCUCUGGAAGCCUGUGCGAGAGCCGAGAACUUGGAGGCCGGAGUGGUCCGAGCAAAGAUCGUGGAACUCGGGCUGGACGCUGAGAGGGCGGUGGCCGACGCGGUGCUGGACCUAUACGGCAAGUGUGCCGAGAUCGUCGAGACAGCGGAGAUCUUCGACAGGAUGAGGCAGCGAGACAGAGUUUCGUGGAACACUAUGGUGGCGGCGUAUGCCCGAGCCGGGCAUACCGCCGGGAGCCUGUGGUGCUUCCGGGCGAUGCAGCUGGAGGGCGUUUGUCCGAGCGAGGUGAGCUUGGUGAGCGUGCUCUCGACAUACAGCCACGCGGGUCUCGUCGAGCAGGGCUGCCAGUGCUUCGCCUCCAUCGCGAGUGACUAUGGGAUGGUUCCAUCGCGCGAGCAGCAGGGGUGUGUGGUGGAUCUCCUGGGCCGAGCGGGGUCGUGGAUUGCGGAGGAUUUGAUCCGGGUGGUGGCUCCAUCCACGUCGAGCUCCGAGCUGUGGAAGGCGGUGUUGAGCUCUUGCAGGAUCCACUCGGACGUGGAGCUGGGCGACUGCGCGGCUGCUUGCGUUCUGGAGAUGGAUCCUGGCAGUGACUCCGCUCAUAUCAUCUUGUCCAAUAUCUAUGCUAUGGAUCAUCCAACUUAG
This is a messenger RNA of Selaginella moellendorffii, 1581 nucleotides long. RefSeq names its product pentatricopeptide repeat-containing protein At4g14820. Gene Ontology annotation, molecular function: protein binding; RNA binding. The transcript is spliced from 3 exons. NCBI's taxonomy places the organism in Eukaryota, Viridiplantae, Streptophyta, Lycopodiopsida, Selaginellales, Selaginellaceae. Gene Ontology annotation, biological process: RNA modification. Bases 1 to 1581 code for a protein of 526 amino acids. The record is from RefSeq and is a predicted model, not a curated record.